Closterium sp. NIES-67 is the source of this 395-nucleotide messenger RNA. The record is from the annotation of a GenBank genome assembly. NCBI's taxonomy places the organism in Eukaryota, Viridiplantae, Streptophyta, Zygnematophyceae, Desmidiales, Closteriaceae.
UCCUAUGCGAGGCCAUGGCGCGAUCAGACGUCGUCCCGGGAGGGCGCGCGGGAAAGGCGAUGGCGGCCGCAGCCGCCGCCGCCGGAGGCGGAGGGUCGUCCGUGUCUCUGCAGGACGCGGACAAGAAAAGCCACCGCGCUGCGCGGUCAGGGCCAGCAGCGGAGCGCAAGAAGGAGAAAGAUAAGAAGAAGCGCGGCGUGAGCACGGCGGACGACGAGGAGGAAGGCGAGAACCCGCGAGCGUUUGCCUUCAGGUCAUCCCGUAGAGCCAAGCUACAGGUGGCAAGGCGGGUGGAGCUGCAGCAGCGGCGCAUGCACGCGCCCAGCGCCAAUGCUACACGCGCACAGGCAUUGGAGCCCCCACCCUUUGUGGUGCUCGUGCAGGGGCCGCCAAAG